This is a messenger RNA of Frankliniella occidentalis (western flower thrips), 848 nucleotides long. Its product is annotated as glutathione S-transferase-like. Gene Ontology annotation, biological process: glutathione metabolic process. The record is from RefSeq and is a predicted model, not a curated record. Bases 221 to 832 code for a protein of 203 amino acids. Lineage: Eukaryota; Metazoa; Arthropoda; Insecta; Thysanoptera; Thripidae. The transcript has 5 exons. Gene Ontology annotation, molecular function: glutathione transferase activity.
AGUGGGGGCUUGGGCUUCGUGGUGUGUACUGAGCUGACGAAACAAAUACUGGUCCCACCGAUUUGGACCUCCAUCCGUUUCGGUCCCGUCAGUCCACCGCAACGUGUCGAGCUGACUCCGCUCGUGGACCGUGUGCUUCAAACUUGAAACGAUCUAAAUCUCAAAAAUAUACUAGGACCCGUCCUUGACAACAGCUCUCCUCUGAUUGAUUCCAGCAAACAUGGCGCCCAAAUACAAGCUCCACUACUUCGACCUCACCGCCCUUGGGGAGCCCAUCAGAUAUCUGCUUUCCUACGGCAAUCUAGACUGGGAGGAUAUCCGCUACAGUUAUGCCCAGUGGGAAACGGUUAAAAGCACGAUGCCCUACGGACAGAUGCCUGUUUUGUACAUUGACGACAAGAUUUUUGCCCAGUCAAGUGCCAUCAGCAGAUACCUUGCCAAGCAGGUCGGAUUAUCUGGCAAGGAUGACCUUGAGAAUCUCCAGAUCGACCAAGCUGUCGACCUCUUUCACGAUUUCCGUCUAAAGAUUAGCGAAUGGUUCUACGACCCUAUUCCUGCAAGCAAAGCAGCAAAGAAGGAUCGGCUUAAGGAGCAAGUACCUUUCUACUUGGACAAGUUUCAAGAAAUUGUAAAGGAAAACAAAGGCUACCUUGUCAAUGGAAAGCUUACAUGGGCAGACAUCUACUUUGUCGCGCCCCUGAAGUACUACAAGGCUCUUAUGGCAAGGGACUUUCUGGAGGGUUAUCCCCUGCUGCAGGAGUUGGUCAGGAAGGUGGAAUCGACUCCCCCCAUCGCCAAAUACAUCGCUCAACGACCCGUCGGUGAUAAAUAAAAUGAUUUUUUAAUAA